Molecule: messenger RNA, 1218 nt
Organism: Brassicogethes aeneus
Lineage: Eukaryota; Metazoa; Arthropoda; Insecta; Coleoptera; Nitidulidae
Source: the annotation of a GenBank genome assembly
AUGAAUAGUGGAAGCAGUGCUAUUGACUUAUAUAACUGCCUGAAAAGAGUGAUUUCUGAAAAAAAUAUCCCUUUCACUAAUCUUAUUGGAUUCAUAUCUGAUUCUUGCAAUGUGAUGUUUGGCAACCACAACUCCGUUUAUUCACUUUUAAAGGCUGACGCGCCGAACAUAGUAUGCAUCAAGUGCUCAUGUCACCUCAUACACUUAGCAGCCUCGAAAGCAUGCAUGAUUUUGCCACGUUCCGUAGAGGACCUCCUAAGGAAUGUAGGAUCUCAUUUCAGUAGAAGUGCUGGUCGCCAAGAACGUUUCAAAGAUUUUCAAGAAUUUUUUAAGACUGACAUCCAUCGUAUAUUACUACCUUCCAAUACAAGAUGGCUAUCUCUAAAACAGUGUGUGGACCGUACCUUAGAACAGUAUAAUCCAUUGGAAGCGUACUUCAGAGAAGAAGUAUUCAGGGAUCCAUCAAAAACAACGGAAGAUAUCCUGAAUACCUUUGCGAAUAAGUUCAAUAUCGUUUACCUUGAGUUUAUGAGCUACACAUUAGGACUUCUAACUGAAUUUAACAUACUCUUCCAGAGUGAAACAGCCUUGCUCUAUAAACUCAAACCCGAGACUGCGACUCUUCUGCGUACGCUGUGUGCUAAUUUUAUGAAGAGAGAAAAAACCAGCAAUAAAAAUGUAUUUGACCUCAAUCACAAAAAUCCCGACUUCUUCUGUUCACUGGACCAAAUUUAUCUGGGAAUCGCAGCGAAUGAAAGUAUUGCCGAUUUAAAGAAUAAUGCAUCCGAAAACGAAGUCACACUCUUUUUAAAAAAUUGUUUACAAUUUUAUAUUGAGCUGGUUUCCCAAAUAAAAAAGCGUUUUGUAUUUGACGAUGAUGUAUUUGAUAUAGUAAGCAUUGUCGACCCAAUGAACGCUCAAUCUUUUAGCGUCAGAACAUUGGCUAAAGUUACGAAGAGAUUUCCAAUUUUAAAGGAGUGUAUCAAUUGUCAAGAACUCGACAAUGAGUGGCGAGACCACGCCCAUAUAGAUUUUAAGGAAAUGGGUAUGGAUCCCACUAAAACUGCGGAAGAAUAUUGGAAGCAGGUAUUCGAAUUUCGAAACAGGGCAGGAGUGGCACAUGAAAAUAUUACUUUGGACAUUCUUCCCGGGCUUACAGACCAGUACAUAAGGGAACUAGCCCCGUCUAGACAGCUGUCGGUGAUCAAAUUCGACUAA